Molecule: messenger RNA, 2256 nt
Organism: Solanum tuberosum (potato)
Lineage: Eukaryota; Viridiplantae; Streptophyta; Magnoliopsida; Solanales; Solanaceae
Exons: 2
Coding region: 1575-2126 (183 amino acids)
Source: RefSeq, a predicted model, not a curated record
CAAAAUCUUAAACAAUUGAUGACGCUCAAAUCACCCUCAAAACAAGUUAACAGAGUAAGCGGUCGUCGUUAAUAAAAAUACCCAACUCUUAGUAAUGUUCGAACACAAGAGGCUCAUAUUUCAAGACACACCACAAAUCAGCUUCCCUUUCUCAAUUAAGCACAAAGGUAAUGGCUCCGGUUGGUACUAACAAAUAGUCCACAUGCAAACUUUUUUCACAUAAGAAAUCCUCACAUUCUAAUUACAGUUUUAAAAACCAAGAAUCAUUUAAGUGACAACAACUCAAACUCAAGAGAUGACUCAACUCAUUAACUCUUUCACAUGCUCACUUGACUCAAUUAGGAAUUUUCAAAAUCACCACUUUUUCGGUUUACAUGCCCUCACAUGAAAGAAGCGUCCCAAAACCGCACACAUAUAAAAAAGACAUGGGACAACAAAGAUGCAACACUCACACUCACAAAGAAUCAUCUCAUGUACACAAAAUGUCACACCAUAGGCUUGCCCAGAUUUUCAAUCAUUAUUGACUCAACUCCAUUUGGUUAGAAAUCUCAAAGGACUUUGUUAAGCUUGUAAUAUAGGCUUAGGAAAGGUUAGGAUAACAUUUAGGUAUAAGUGACUACACCCUCCUUGAAAGUGCACAACAACUCAUCAUUUCCAACUUUCUCCACUUUUUUUCACUUUUCAAACCGUUUCGGUUCCAAUGUCCAAAAUACCAAUCGACCAUUCUAGUCCCAACUCAAUCAAGAAGCUCCACCAAACCAAAAUCCACCCUACCAAAUGCCACAAACCCAACCAAUUCCUGUAAUAGAGGUGAGGGAUGAUGAGUACCAAGGGGGAUAUGAAGGUGAAGGUGAAGAAGCGCCAAUGAAUGAAUUUCCAAGGAAUUGACCAAGAGGUCAAAUGUGGUAUAGAGGACGAGGAGGUAGGUUUGGCCCGGUACAACAUGGAAGAAGACAAUAUGGGAACCAACCUCAAUGUGGUGAACCAAGGGAAGCCUAUGCCAAUCAAGAGUAUGGUCAACAAAUGGCAGAAGAACAUGGUAACCAAUAUCAAGGAGAAGUCCAAAGAGGUUACUAACACAACAACUAAGUGGGUGAGGGACGAGGAAACUAUUAUGGGGACCAAGGUGGAAAUGGAGGCCGAGAUGUUGAAAUCAACUCUAUCAAGACUAAUCUCCCACCUUUCCAAGGGGAAUGCAAUCCCGAUGCUUAUCUAGAAUGGGAGUCGCUUUGUGAAAGAAUCUUCCAAGUCAAUGAUUUGACCGAGGUCAAGAAGAGUUGCUUUGCCAUUGCUCAAUUUGAAGGGUUUGCUAUUACGUGGUGGGAAUACAUGAAAAGGUUGAUUCUAGUACUUCAAGAUGGACACGCUCCACCAUGGACCGGAUUGAAAGCCCUUAUGAGAGUCAAGUAUGUGCCGAAAAGGUAUUGCCAAGAGUUACUUGCUAAGUUGUACAACUUGAGGCAAGGAAGCAAAAGUGUUGCGGCUUAUCAUGAUGAGUUUCAAAAUUUGAUCUUGAAGCUAGAAAACACGAGAAUGAAGAGCAUGUUGUUAUUCGCUUCAAGGUAGGGUUGAACAUGGAGAACUCUUCUAAGAUGACUAUUCACAAGUUUGCUAGCUUGAAUGACAUCUUUGAAACGACCAAUGAGGUAGAGCGGGAACUCAAAAAGGAGAAAGUACCUAAGUACAAGGGUAUUUCAUCUUCAAAUUCUUGGAGUAAGAACAAGGGAGGAGCUCAAACAUCUUCGGGUUGGAACAAGAAUAAGGAUCUCAAGAAGCCUUAUGAGAAGAAAGCCUUUGAAGGAAACACUCCAAAGUACCCACCAAGAGAGGGAGGUAAUAAGGACUCAACCAAAUUUCCUAAAGGCAUUCAAUGUCACAAGUGUAGAGGAAGGGGUCAUAUGAUGCGUGAAUAUCCUAAUUGGUUGAAUAUGCUAGUUCAAGGAGGGGAAUUGUAUAUUGGUGAAGGGGUAGAUCAAGAGGAGGGUUGUGAAGAGGAAACCCAAGAAGAGGAUGAUUUUGAAGGUGAUGAAGAUGAGGAACAACACCCAUGUGAGGGAAAAGAUGUCGUCGUUCCUAAUGGUUUGAUGAGGAAGGCCCCAAUUGAAGAAGCUUGGCCUCAAGAAUGAGAGUUCACCGUACCAAUGUAUGUGGUGAGGGAGAAUCUUUUCCACUCCAAGUGCCUCAUCGAAGAUAAUGUGUGUUCCUUGAUCAUUGAUAGUGGGAAUUGUACCAACGUUGCUACGCUUAAGUGGAAUU